CUGCUUGUUGCUAGGAAACCGUUUUAUCUCAGUACACAAAUGGGAGAUACACAUCAGCUGGAGCCAAACGUCCAUUUCAUAUAAACUAAGAAGACAGCUUUUCGACAUAACUGUCACACCAAAAUAAACUGAAAUAACAGUGUAAUCAGGCUCACAGUAAUUAAUAACCAGCCCGUGUUUGGACAUAACCGGAUCCAGUACCAUGCCCGAUGUUGAAGUUUUAAAACUUCCUGCGAGGGAAGGCGGAAACAAUAUGCAAGAUCGAGGGCAACUGCAGAGAACGUACUCCAGCCAAACAUGUGUGGGGAAAGCAAUGUGCAACAUCCAGGAACUGAUGGACAAACUGGAACACUGGUCCCAACAUGCAGCUAUUGAACAGAAUGAAGGAAAAAAUAAAAACAACGGCACCUCAAGGUUUGAUUCGGCCUGUUUGAAAACGCACACGGAGCUGUGUGUCGAAGGCAUGGGGCUUUGUUUUGAAAAUGAAACGUCGUGUCCCUUCUGGAAGGGGACAGGUGGUGUUCUGCUGGAGGUGGUGUCACUUAUCAAGCGCCUGGAGUCAGAUCGGCAAGAGGCCAAGGAGGCACUGCAAGAGGAACGGCAUAAAGCACAGCGCCUGAGAAGAAAACAGGACACUCUUUCUCUCUGGAAACAACAACAGUUUCCCGUAGUGGUGCAGCUAGAAUACGAAGCCUGUACCCGAGACAUCGCAGAGCUGAGGUGGCAUCUUAAAGUAAAAAACCAUCAAAUGCAGCAAGUCAGAAACUUCCUGAAGCAGGCAGAGACACAGAACCAUCAUCUGCUCCAGAAUAUUGAUUUUGUAAAGAAACAGGAGCCACUUGUGAAGGACAAAUUGCUACUGGAAGACGAAAACACGAAGCAGAUAGCGUCAGCUAGGACAGAGGCUCAUGAGGUGCUCACAGAGCUGUCCCAAGAGCUGAGAAAUUCCCAGCAGGAGCUGGAGAAUGAUGAACUGCAGGUGAAUAAGGAAAGAGCCGCCAUAACCCAGACGCUGAAAACCCUCCGGACUGAGCUACAAGAGCGAAUCACUGAGCUCCAGCAGCUGAAGUCGUCCUGGGAUGUUUCUUGUGCCAGAAUGCGAGAGACCGAGGAGAAGGUGGUGUUUACAGAGAAGCAGGUUGACGCCAAGCUCCAGCAGAUCGUCAUGCUAGAAAGACAAGAGACCAAACUGAGCAGUGCUGUUAUGGAACUUAAAGCACAAUUACAGAGUCAGGAGAGAAAACUGGCAGACAAGCAAGCUGACUUUACAAACUUUCUCAAACAGCUCCAAGCAACUAGGCAUGAAGGAGAAGCAAAUGUCUGCGAGUCAGAGGAGAUCUUCAGCAGGAAGCGUCAGGAGCUCCAGCGUCUGCGUGAUAAAAAUAAAGAACAUGACAUGGAAAGCGAGGACUACAAUAAGAAGAUCUGUCAAAGCAAGCAGGCAUUGCAGCAGCUACAGAAGGACCAAAAGCGUAUAUUGGAGAAGAUCAGUCAAAAUGAGAUACAGGCGGAUCAGGCCAAGGGUGAGCUAGCACUGCAAACUGCCCGACACACAAACACCAAGGCUCGGCUGGAGAACCUGGAGCGGCAAACACUCGAGAAGGAGCAGAGCAUGAGGAAAGACACAGAAGUUUUGAAGAUGCGUUUGAUGAGUGAGAUGAAGCUGGUAGCGGCCAUCAAGGGUAACAUCGCCUCACUUCUGACAGAGUAUACCAUGACAGAAGCCGACUGUGAGAGAGAGAGAGAGCAGGUAGAGAAAGAACACCAAGAGGCCUGGUCUUCACUCGUCAAACUGGAGACAGAGAUGGUUACACUGAGAGAAAUCCACACCACUAUAUGUAAAAAAAUCCAGGACUUGAAGAGGACACUGAGUGACGUCUUGACUGCACACAAUGCCCUGUCUGAUGAGCUUGACCAGAGGAAGCGUGCCUGUCUCGACCGUCUGCAUUCAGCUACAGAAGCCCACAAGACAGUCUUGGUGAGACGUGAACAGGUUUCCAGAAGGACCGAGGAGCUCGAGCAAAAGUGUGAAGAAUACAGAAAGGAAUCAGUAGCAAUGGAGGACACGGUUAGAGCCAUGCCGCAAGUCCUGGAAGAAUUACAGAAUGAAUCUGACACGAUGGAGUAUAAGCAUAACCUGAUCAGCACAGCGAUGUGUAGUCUGCAGAACGAGAUGGCGGCCUGCAGAAACCGGACAUCCCUUUCAAAAGCAGCUCACUCGUCACUCCUUUCCCAGCGGCAGGCUGUGACGCAAGACCUGAAGGCUAAUUUGAGGAAAGCUCUAAAAGAGAACGCGGCGUUGGCGCAGGAAUACAGGGAGCUGCAGAAAGCCGUGAUGGUUGCCAAGCGAGAAGCCGCGCUCACGUUGAGCGAGAAAAACAGAGCCGAGGUCUCCUUUCACAAUAACACACAGCUUUCAUUGUUGCAGAGGAGGAUGCACAAAGCCAUGCUGAAAUACUUCAAACACCGCAGCGUCUACAGCCAAGCAGAGCUGGCCGGUUUCCAGGCCCUCUCCAACCAGAACAAGCAGAAAAUGAAAGCCCUCCAGUGAUCAUCUGCAGGUCUCCAAGCGCCCGGGCCCACCUGGUCGAGAACUCGCCCAUUAGAAGCCCAUAUGUGAGAAAGAAGCAGCAGCAUAUCUACAUUUCUACACCAACGCAACACCCCUGUGGGACACACACACACACACACACACACACACACACACACACACACACACACACACACACACACACACGCUUCUCUUACUAUACUUCUGAGGACCUUCCACUGACAUGCCGGUAAUUAAAGUUAUGCUACACCUAAAUCUAACCCCAGCUCUCACCUCAGGAACCACUAUGAAGACUUUUAUCACAUUUAUUUUAUUUAUUUAUUUUUUUUAAAUAAAAGCUGAAGAUUUUGAAAAUGUUUAAAAAGCAUUUUUCCUCAGAGGGAUCAGCCCCCAAAUGUCCUCAGAAAAUCUUGGUUCACACUGAGACUACAACACACACACACACACACACACACACACACACACAGAGUAUAAAAGCUAAUUUGUCUCAUUAUUGUGCUGUUGAGUCAAUCGUAUGGAAAAAGUACAUUUCCAUUUCCAUUUGUUACUGCAUUUCAUUUCCAUGUUUACUGAAUAUGAUAAAGAACAAAGGGAAUAUGAAAAAUCACACGGUUUAGCCAUACGGUAUAUACUUUACAAAAAAAUGUUCAGAAAUCACUUCGUACCGUUGUCUGAGAUCGGGUUAUAUGAUGAUGUCAAAAUGACAGAAGUGCCAAUAUUUAUGCUUUAACUGCCACUUACUCUUUUUGACACACUGCUAUCUUACCUUGUUUUGAUGCUAUGGAGCAGAACAGAAUUCACCCAGCAAAAAAGCACAAUGACUGAAAGGGAAAGGACGCGAGACGUGGUGAAAUACGCGUUCCUGUCACUUUUUUUUUUUUUUUUGACUUUGUGCAGGUGAACUUUGACCCUUGGAAGUGUUCGGGGGAGAGAAUCCUGUUUUUUUUUUUUUUUUUAAAGACAAUAGUUUUGGAUUUUGUCGUGGUAAUAACGUUUGGUUAAAUUCUGUUGUUCGUGAUCCAUUUUAGGUGUCGUAUUUUUUCGAUUUUCUACUAGAAUUAGCGUUUUCAGCCUGAUUCUGUGUUUUUCUGGGAAAAUAAU
This is a messenger RNA of Tachysurus fulvidraco (yellow catfish), 3652 nucleotides long. RefSeq names its product coiled-coil domain-containing protein 178. NCBI's taxonomy places the organism in Eukaryota, Metazoa, Chordata, Actinopteri, Siluriformes, Bagridae. The record is from RefSeq and is a predicted model, not a curated record. The coding region runs from base 203 to 2551 and encodes 782 amino acids. The transcript has 20 exons.